Pseudogymnoascus verrucosus is the source of this 225-nucleotide messenger RNA. RefSeq lists its product as uncharacterized. The transcript has 2 exons. Lineage: Eukaryota; Fungi; Ascomycota; Leotiomycetes; Thelebolales; Thelebolaceae. The record is from RefSeq and is a predicted model, not a curated record. Bases 1 to 225 code for a protein of 74 amino acids.
AUGACUAUACACUGCAAAACGAGAAAGUUGGUUUCAAACACUUCGUCCUCCAAGAGUCCUGAUCUUGGUCCUUGCUCCAUCGAGCAAUACGUCGCCAAAAAGGACCGUUUUCGAUUCGCCCCAACAAACAAGAUCCCCGUUUCCUGGCCUCAUGACGAUAAAACUCGCCCUUUUACGGUUGAUCGAUUAGCCCUCAACUCAGCGACACAGACUCAGGGAGCCUAG